CCUCGGGGCUCUGGCCACGGCGGUGGCGGCGGCGGGGCGAUGGCCUGGCGGCGGCCGUGAGGUGGCCGGAGCGCAGGGACCAUGAAGGGCAAUGGCAGCGCGCUGCUGAACGCCUCGCAGCAGGCGCCGGGCGGCGGGGACGGCGCGCGGCUGCGUCCCUCGUGGCUGGGCUCCACGCUCGCCUUCAUCCUCAUUUUCACCAUCGUAGUGGACAUUCUGGGCAACCUGCUGGUCAUCCUGUCCGUGUAUCGCAACAAGAAGCUCAGGAACGCAGGAAAUAUAUUUGUGGUGAGCCUAGCAGUUGCAGACCUAGUGGUGGCUGUUUAUCCAUACCCCCUGGUGCUGGCAUCUAUAUUUAAUAAUGGAUGGAACCUGGGAUAUCUACACUGCCAGAUUAGUGCCUUCCUGAUGGGCUUGAGUGUCAUUGGAUCAGUAUUCAAUAUCACUGGGAUUGCCGUUAACCGCUACUGCUACAUCUGCCACAGUCUCAAGUAUGACAAGCUGUACAGCAACAAGAAUUCCCUCUGCUAUGUGUUCCUGAUAUGGAUAUUGACGUUUGUGGCAGUGAUGCCCAACCUGCAUACUGGAACCCUCCAGUAUGAUCCAAGAAUCUAUUCCUGUACCUUCUCACAAUCUAUCAGUUCAUCGUACACGAUAGCUGUGGUGGUUUUCCAUUUCAUCGUUCCCAUGGUCAUCGUCAUCUUCUGUUACCUGAGAAUUUGGAUCCUGGUUCUUCAGGUCAGAAGGAGAGUAAAACCUGACAACAAAUCUAAACUGAAACCACAGGACUUCAGGAAUUUUGUCACCAUGUUCGUGGUUUUUGUACUUUUUGCCAUUUGCUGGGCUCCUCUAAAUUUCAUUGGUCUUGCAGUGGCCUCAGACCCUACCAGCAUGGUAUCCAGGAUCCCAGAGUGGCUGUUUGUGGCUAGUUAUUACAUGGCAUAUUUCAACAGCUGUCUCAAUGCAAUCAUCUAUGGAUUACUGAACCAAAAUUUCCGGAAAGAAUAUAGAAGAAUUAUAGUCUCACUGUGUACAGCCAGAAUGUUUUUUGUGGACGGCUCUAAUGAUGUAACACAUAGGAUUAAAUGCAAACCUUCUCGAUUAGUAGCCAACAACAAUCUAAUAAAGGUGGACUCUGUUUAGGAAUGUAAAGUGUUAUUGGCAAACUUGUCGUGUUUACCUCUGUCU
Molecule: messenger RNA, 1188 nt
Organism: Ochotona princeps (American pika)
Lineage: Eukaryota; Metazoa; Chordata; Mammalia; Lagomorpha; Ochotonidae
Gene: MTNR1A
Product: melatonin receptor 1A
Exons: 2
Coding region: 82-1143 (353 amino acids)
Biological process (GO): G protein-coupled receptor signaling pathway
Cellular component (GO): membrane
Molecular function (GO): melatonin receptor activity
Source: RefSeq, a predicted model, not a curated record